AUGGUUCAUCUCGCUUCUGUCAAGAAGGACGACGAGGUCUUCGACCCUUCCUCCCGCAAGGUCGACUCUAUUGACAUUGCCCCUGAUGAGAACGACUUCUACACCAACGUCUACGGCAGCCACUUCGCCGCCGACCACCUCCCCCAGCAUGAAAUGCCCGAGCGGGAGAUGCCCCGUCAGAUCGCGGCCCGCAUGAUCAAAGACGAAUUGAGCCUGGACGGCAACCCCAAGCUGAACCUGGCCAGUUUCGUGACUACCUACAUGGAGGAUGAGAUCGAGGACAUCAUGCUCGACUCCUUCAGCAAGAACUUCAUCGACUACGAGGAAUACCCUCAUAGUGCCGAGAUCCAGAACCGCUGCGUCAACAUGAUCGCUCGCCUGUUCAACUGCCCCACCGACCCCAGCGGCGAGAACGCCAUGGGAACCUCCACCGUUGGCUCCUCCGAGGCCAUUAUGCUGGGUACACUGGCCAUGAAGAAGCGCUGGCAGAACAAGCGCAAGGCCGAGGGCAAGGACUUUUCCCGCCCGAACAUCGUCAUGAACAGUGCCGUCCAAGUCUGCUGGGAGAAGGCCGCCCGUUACUUUGAUGUGGAGGAGAAGUACGUUUACUGCACCGAAUCUCGCUAUGUGAUCGACCCCAAGCAGGCGGUCGACCUGGUGGACGAGAACACCAUCGGUAUCUGCGCCAUCAUCGGAACCACCUACACUGGUGAGUACGAGGAUGUCAAGGCGAUCAACGACCUCUUGAUUGAGCGGGGCCUGGACUGCCCCAUCCACGUCGAUGCCGCUAGCGGUGGCUUCGUUGCUCCCUUCACCCAGCCCGACCUGGCCUGGGAUUUCCGCCUUGAGAAGGUCGUCUCCAUCAACGUCUCCGGCCACAAGUACGGUCUGGUCUACCCCGGUGUUGGCUGGGUCAUCUGGCGUUCGCCUGAGUAUCUCCCCCAGGAAUUGGUUUUCAACAUCAACUACCUGGGUGCCGACCAGGCAAGUUUCACUCUGAACUUCUCCAAGGGUGCCUCGCAGAUCAUUGGCCAGUACUACCAGCUGAUCCGACUGGGCAAGCACGGCUACCGCUCGAUCAUGGUCAACCUGACUCGUAUCGCCGACUACAUGGCCGACCAGUUUCAACAGAUGGGCAUGAUUAUCAUGAGCCAGAGCAAGGGCAAGGGUCUGCCUCUGGUGGCCUUCCGUCUGCCCCCGAACCCAGACCGUAUCUACGACGAAUAUACCCUGGCCCACCAGCUGCGCGAGCGUGGCUGGAUUGUUCCGGCUUACACCAUGGCUCCUCACAGCGAGAAGCUGCAGCUGAUGCGCAUAGUUGUGCGCGAGGACUUUAGCAUGAACCGCUGCGACAGUCUCCUGACUGACGUGAAGCUGGCUCUGCAGACUCUGGACGAUAUGGACCAGGCUAUGAUUUCCAAGUACAACGCUCACAUGCGCAGCCAGCGCGCUCACCCCCGUCACAAGCAUACCCACCAGAAGUACCACGGCGAGAAGCACUCGCUGCAGGGUCAGACCGGCAAGACCCACGGUGUGUGCUAA
Penicillium argentinense is the source of this 1542-nucleotide messenger RNA. RefSeq names its product glutamate decarboxylase. The transcript is spliced from 2 exons. Gene Ontology annotation, molecular function: pyridoxal phosphate binding; glutamate decarboxylase activity. Gene Ontology annotation, cellular component: cytosol. Bases 1 to 1542 code for a protein of 513 amino acids. Gene Ontology annotation, biological process: L-glutamate catabolic process. The record is from RefSeq and is a predicted model, not a curated record. Lineage: Eukaryota; Fungi; Ascomycota; Eurotiomycetes; Eurotiales; Aspergillaceae.